Messenger RNA from Elaeis guineensis (African oil palm), 911 nucleotides. Lineage: Eukaryota; Viridiplantae; Streptophyta; Magnoliopsida; Arecales; Arecaceae. The record is from RefSeq and is a predicted model, not a curated record.
UUGCCACCAAGCCACCGCCGUGAAUUAGUGUGCGUGUUCCCCGGGCGGUAGCCUAGAGGUCCAGCAAAGUGCUCGCCAGAACCAGAUUAAUCAUGGAGCUCAUCAGUGGCGAUCAGAGUUUCAGUGAACUUUUCCAAGCCCAAACUCUUGUCCUGAACCACACGUUCGGCAUCGCCAGCUCCAUGUCCCUCAAGUGCGCUGUUGAGCUCGGCAUCGCCGACCUCAUCUACAGCCAUGGCCGCCCCAUGUCGCUCUCCGAGCUGGCGAGAUCCAUUCCCAUCCCUCCGGAGAAGGAGCCCUUUCUCGGCCGCCUCAUGCGCCUCCUGGUGAGCCAGGGCAUCUUCGAAGCUCAAAGCAAACGCGAUAAUUAACGAUAAGGAGACUGCCGUCUACCUCCUCAUUCCCCUUUCGACUCCUCCUCAUGACCCAGGGCACCAGCAUGUCCGCCUUCGUUCGGGCCAUCUUGGACCCCGCGCUCGUUCGUGAAGCCAUGGCACCACAUAAAAGACGGGUUCAAGGGAGAAUAAUGCUCGACUCCCUUCAAGCUGGCCCAUGAUGGCAAGGUCUUUUGGGAACUCGCCGAAGAGCGGCCGGAGCUCAAUGACAUGUUCAAUGAGGCGAUGGCAUGCAACGCUUGCUGGGUGAUGAAGGCCGUGGUGACCGAGUGCGCCCAGUUCUUUCGGGGGCUCCAGAUGCUGGCGGACGUUGGUGGCGGGACGGGAAUCGCCGCAAGGAUAAUUACCGAGGCCUUCCUGGAGGGUAUUCUUCAUGAUUGGAGUGAUGGGGACCUGUAUAAAGAUAUUGAAACGAUGCAACAGAACAAUUCCUCCUAAAGAAGAGGGCGGAAAGGUCAUCAUCGUGGACAUGGUGCUAAACCUUCAUAGCGACAAUCCAAAAAUAACUGAGACACA